CAUCACAAAUGCAUUUUCUUACACAACCUACCUUUCAACCAAAAAAAAUACUCAUUGUUCUUUUUCCCUUACCAUCAAUCUUUCACAUUCUUCUAUAACUAGCAACCUAAAAAAUUACACUCUCUUUUAGGCUCUUACCAUCCAACAAAUUAGCUAUUUAGAGAGUAAAUUAAGAUUAGUCAUGGCCUCAAGCUCUCUCAGCAAACAAAAGCCUUGUGACUCAGCUUGGACACCAAAACAAAACAAGCUGUUUGAAAAGGCGCUUGCGAAAUAUGACAAGGACACCCCGGACCGGUGGCAGAAUGUAGCCAAAGCAGUAGGUGGAAAAUCGGUGGAUGAAGUGAAGAAACACUAUGAGAUCCUCCUGGAGGAUCUCAGACACAUAGAGUCUGGCCAUGUUCCCAUUCCCAAUUACAAGUCCACGCCAAGAAGCAUCAAUGUGGAUGAAGAAGAGAGGCUUCUGAAGUAUCUUAAGCUGAAUUGAUUCGAAGCAAUACCUGUGCUAUCAUCAACUAUCGGCAGCAGCAUCUAUGUGGUUUUCCAUGAUGAAUCUGCAGAAAUAUCUUCCUCUCUUUAUGAGUCUCUCUUUAUUCCAUUUCCUGUCAUUGUAAUUUAGGUCAUUUCAAAUUUUGAAUUAAUAAUCUUAUUCUUGAAAUAGUAUCAGUAUCAAGUUCUUAA
Messenger RNA from Lotus japonicus, 678 nucleotides. Its product is annotated as protein RADIALIS-like 4. Gene Ontology annotation, molecular function: DNA-binding transcription factor activity. The coding region runs from base 182 to 484 and encodes 100 amino acids. The record is from RefSeq and is a predicted model, not a curated record. NCBI's taxonomy places the organism in Eukaryota, Viridiplantae, Streptophyta, Magnoliopsida, Fabales, Fabaceae. The transcript is spliced from 2 exons.